UAGUGCAACCCAAGUCCCCUUUCGCUCUCCUUUUUUUUUUCCCCUCUUCUCUCUCUUUCUCUCUCCUCUAUUUCUCUUUCUGGAACAUUUCGUCGAACAGUUGGUAUACAUCGCCGGCAAACCACCGGUUAACGUCAAAACCAUCAAAAUUCAACAAUUACCCACUUCAAAACGGCGCGUUUCAGAUCAACCCAGUUAACAAACGCCAUCGUUUUUGUAAAAAAAUGAGAAAGAAAGGGUUUUUUAAAUAAAAAAAAAAUAUGGGAAAAGUUGGAUUUGGUUUAGCGGUAAGUAUAGCGGUGGUAACUUCGGCAGUUGCUGCGGCUGUGGUGGUAAAAAGGGUAAAAAGUCGGCGAAAGUGGCAAAGAGUUGUGGGUGUUUUGAAAGAAUUAGAAGAAUGUUGUGGGACCCAUGUUAGUAGAUUAAAACAAGUUGUUGAUGCUAUGGCUGUUGAAAUGCAUGCUGGUUUAGCCUCUGAAGGUGGUUCUAAGCUCAAAAUGUUGCUCACUUUUGUUGAUAAACUUCCUAAUGGGAGUGAGAAGGGAAUAUAUUAUGCACUAGAUCUUGGAGGUACUAAUUUUAGGGUCUUGCGGGUUCAGCUAGGAGGAAGAAGAUCCGGCAUCGUUAGACAUGAUGUUGAAAGGAAGCCCAUUCCCGAACAUUUAAUGACUAGCACCAGUGAGGAUCUGUUUGAUUUCAUCGCGACAUCACUAAAGGACUUUUAUGGUCAAGAGAAUGACAAAAGUUCAGAUCUUUCUCCUGUCUCAAGAAGGAAACUUGGUUUUACCUUUUCUUUUCCUGUAAAGCAAAUAUCAGUUUCUUCCGGAAUCUUGAUGAAAUGGACAAAAGGGUUUUCCAUUCGUGACAUGGUAGGAAGCGAUGUUAGUGAAUGUUUGCACCAAGCAAUGUCUAGACAGGGACUGGAUAUGCAUAUUGCAGCCUUGGUUAAUGAUUCUGUGGGAACUUUGGCGCUUGGACAUUAUAAUGACGAGGACACGGUUGCUGCAGUGAUCAUUGGGACUGGAACAAAUGCCUGCUAUUUUGAGCGGGCAGAUGCGAUCAUUAAGUCUCAAGGUCUCCCUACAUCUUCAGGAGGCAUGGUUGUCAAUAUGGAGUGGGGUAACUUUUGGUCGUCCCAUUUGCCUAGAACAUCUUACGACAUCGAGUUAGAUGCAGAGAGCCCUAAUCCAAACGACCAGGGUUUUGAGAAAAUGAUAUCUGGAAUGUACCUGGGUGAGAUCGUAAGAAGAGUCAUACUAAGGAUGUCCAAGGAGUCUGACGUAUUUGGACCUAUUUCUUCUAGCCUAUGUGAAGCUUUCAUCUUGAGGACGCCUUUAAUGUCGACAAUGCAUGAAGAUGACUCUCCUGACCUAGAAGAAGUAGCAAGAAUAUUGGAAGAGGUUCUCGGGAUUUGUGAUGUGCCUUUGAAAGUCCGGAAACUUGUAGUGAACGUAUGUGACGUGGUAACCCGGCGAGCAGCCCGUCUUGCAGCUGCCGGCAUUGUUGGGAUACUGAAAAAGAUCGGCCGAGAUGGGAGUGGUGGGGUUGCUAGCAGCAGGGCCAAAGGCUCAAGCAGCAGCAAUAGGUUAAAGAGAACAGUUGUUGCAGUUGAAGGCGGCCUAUAUUCAAAUUACAGAAUGUUCAGGGAGUACUUAAAUGACGCUGUGGCCGAGAUAUUGGGGGAGGAAAUCGCCCCCUUUGUAAUCUUAAAGGUCACUGAAGAUGGGUCGGGCAUCGGAGCUGCCCUGCUUGCAGCCGCUUAUUCAUCACCUGAGACUGUCGAUACGUAAAAAAAAGGUGAUUAAAAAAGGUUGUGUUGCCUUAUACAUAUAAUGUGUGCAUAUAUAUAAAUAUAUAUUUUACAUAAUAUAAGUAUAGGCUUUUGUACAUAGAUGUAGAAUUCAUUGGGGUCAGUCCAUAUGUAUUCAAUUAAUUAUAUGGUAGUAUAAGGGCUUUGAGAUAUGGGGGAUCUUGUGCAGCAGUUAGUAGGGGUGUUUGUUCUUUCCAACCAUUUCUUAUUGGUGUAGCACAAGUGUAAUUUGUUAAGAUUAGUGUAUUUGUUCUUGGUGGUU
This is a messenger RNA of Beta vulgaris subsp. vulgaris (sugar beet), 2072 nucleotides long. RefSeq names its product hexokinase-3. The coding region runs from base 261 to 1790 and encodes 509 amino acids. Gene Ontology annotation, biological process: intracellular glucose homeostasis; glucose 6-phosphate metabolic process; glycolytic process. The transcript is spliced from 9 exons. The record is from RefSeq and is a predicted model, not a curated record. NCBI's taxonomy places the organism in Eukaryota, Viridiplantae, Streptophyta, Magnoliopsida, Caryophyllales, Amaranthaceae. Gene Ontology annotation, molecular function: glucokinase activity; mannokinase activity; fructokinase activity. Gene Ontology annotation, cellular component: cytosol; mitochondrion.